AGGAUUUUUCCUUUUCUUUUUCUUUCUUUUCUCUUCUCAGCUCACUGACCCAACUGCAGCUGCAAACGCAACAAGUACUAUCGCACAAUGUUUGGGUCCCUCCUCCUUGCCUGUCUGUUUCUACAUCUGGUUGUCUCUGUACCUCAACCGCCCUGCCGUCGAUGCUGUGACCACCUCCCAGCACUAGAUGAAGCUGCAACCCUCAGAGAACGCACACCUGCCAUGCCUGAGGUCCGCACAUACAUCAACAUGACCAUUCUCAAAGGUGAUAAAGGUGACCGUGGAGAAAGAGGGACACCUGGGAAGCCUGGGAUUGAGGGUUCACUGGGACCACGGGGGUCUGAAGGCCCCAAAGGAGAUAAGGGACAAGCCGGAGCUCCAGGUGACGCCUGCAAGUCCCAGUAUUCUGCUUUCUCAGUGGGCCGACGGAAGUCCCUUCAUAGCGUUGACAACUACCAGGCCCUAAUCUUUGACACUAUCUUCGUGAACUCCCCCGAACACUUUGACAUGUUUGCAGGGAAAUACCGUUGCCAAAUCCCAGGAAUCUACUUCUUCAAUGUGAACAUCCACACGUGGAACUUCAAGGAGACGUACCUGCACAUCAUGCAGAACAACAGCGAGAAGGCCAUCGUCUACGCUCAGCCCAGCGACCGCUCCAUCAUGCAGAGCCAGAGCAUCAUGCUGCUUCUGCAGGAGGGCGACGAGGUCUGGGUGCGUCUCUACAAACGUGAGCGCGAGAACGCCAUCUAUAGCGACGAUGUGGACAUGUACAUCACCUUUAAUGGAUACCUCGUCAAACCAGAAACUGAGUGAGACCAGAAAUGGAGACGGGACAUGAAGUUUGAAAAUGUGCCAAAACGCUUGAUUAGCAGCUUUAACAAAACUGAAAAGCAUCCAAACAUUUCAUAUUAGAUUUCUGCAGUCCAAAAAAAAAAAAAAAAAAAAAUUCCUAAUGCAGAGAAGUCUGCUUUUUCUACUUCGGUGUGGGGUCUUGUAUGAAGAGAACCGGAAAAUUGUGGUCACAUUUAAUUAUUUCACAUUAGAGUUUGGCCAAAAAGUUUCCCAGCUAAUGCCUUCUACUGAUUGCGAUUUCAGCAAUCUGAUAAUAUCAUUAUCAUGUGAUAAGGACAACAAUUUAUGAGCCAUGACCAAAGAAAUCACCACGACGGUUUAACGUUGGGCAUCUUUCAUUUGGGGCAGCCUACAAUUGUUCAGUGCAGACCAGGCAUCACAGGGAACGUUCUCAGAACUUUGGCUAAUGUUUUGGCAAGAUUCUUUUAAAGUUCUGUAACAAUAAUAGAACGUCUGAAAUUUGAGUGUAUUCGAGAACACCCGUAAAAUGUCUCGGAGCAAAGGUAAAUAUGACCGCAACUUAACAGUUCCCAAAAGUCAGUUCAGCUGACAAUCGAAACAAUUGAACUGUAUGCACAGCAAAAUAAAAUGUGUCUUCAAGUUUCAUCAGAUAUGUGGUUGGGUGCUGACCAAUUUCAUGGUGAUAUCAACAAAAGUGUUUGCCUUCAGGGACCUUUCUGUUUACAGUUGGACGAUAAACACUUCUGACCUCCAGAUCUUAAGUGAAACCAGUUGAGAACCACUGAUGCAGCCCAGAUAUUUAGGUCUGUGUCUAGGCAGGGUCUUCUUAAAGUCCAUCAGCAGCAUCUGAGAAAUGGUAGCUGGUUUAUGUUAGUGGUGAUAGGAUGUUUACAUGGCGUGACUGACUGCUUAAACCUGCUGCUGGUCCCUUCAAACAUCGACAGACCGCUGGAGUCAUUCACUUUGAAGCAUGUGGUUGCUAGGGUGUUGUAGGACGUCGCUAGGCCAUUGCUUACUAGCCCAAGUUGUUAAUUCUUUUAAUCUGGUUUAAGAAAAUGUAAUCAGAAUCAGCCAUUUGUUGGUUUUAAAUGGGCCAGGUCCUGAGAAGCUCUGCUUUGAGUGUAUAUAUGGUUGUGUCUGGCUCUGUUUAUUGGGGGGAGGGGGCCUUUUUGUUGCUGUUAAACAGGAUGUAUGUGGCUUUCCUUUUUCAGUAGCAAGAAUCCACUUGAGAGAGACUCACAUGAUAGAAAUAUAGACAGGGAGAGUGAGAUUGAAUGUUCUGAAACCACAAGGCACCGAUCUCUGCCCCAAUCAGUGACUUAAAAGAUUCUUCAAUAAAUCUUAAAACCACUUCAGUCUGGACUGCAGAAUCUGGAUCUCAGGAAUGUAGAGAUUCUAUAAUAUUAACAAGUAAAGAAAUGGUGCUGAGGAAAAAAAAAAAAAAAUCUGGUUGCAUUGUUACCAAGGAAUCAGGUGCUAAAAAUGAUUUGUAAGUUGAACACAUCAGGUGCUAUUUGUUACAUACUUGACAGUCAUUUUAAAAGGUUUUGGUUUGUAACUCAAUGGUGCUUAAUUUUUAUGUACUGUGUGGAUGUCUUUGAUUAUUUUAUAUGCCACAAUAAAGGUUUUAUUUCACUGAUGUCAUUUUGAAAAAUUGACUAACGGAAUCCAAAUUUUCUUGUAAUGUUCCCCUUCCUUAAAAAUGAAAAUUAUGAAUAAAAUUACACUGUUUUUUUUUUUAACCUCAACACAUUUCAAACUUUUUUUUUCAUCCAUAAAACAUAAGGUUCAAAAAGAUUUUGGAAGACUCCGUGCAGGAUCUGUAUGGAUUACUUUUUUGUUGUUGUUGUUCUUACCAGUAGAAAUCAUCAUAAACUUUAAAAAAGAAACCAUUCUGCCUAGCAUUUUGUGUUACAGAACAGACCGCAUUUUUAUUUUCGAGUUAAGUAUUAUUCCUUUAAACUUGGUUCUAUGUGAUAUUAGCCACAGCUACAGUUUUAAGUGAACGAAUGAAGAGAAACUCUUGUGUUAUAACACCCUCUAGUGGUGAGAGGGAAAUGCAUUUCAUUAUCACAAUGCAGAUGAAAUAAUCAUACUGAUCUUUUAUUUAGAAAAGAUGACUUAAAAAAAAACCCUGAUUUUAUUUCUCCCAAUAAAUACAAAUUCAUACAAAAAUUGCUUCUUACGUGAAUCAUUUGUAAAAGCAACUAUAAAUUUCUCUGCAAAAUAUUUGAC
Messenger RNA from Cyprinus carpio (common carp), 3048 nucleotides. It is a transcript of the gene c1qtnf6a, whose product is annotated as C1q and TNF related 6a. Gene Ontology annotation, molecular function: protein binding. NCBI's taxonomy places the organism in Eukaryota, Metazoa, Chordata, Actinopteri, Cypriniformes, Cyprinidae. The record is from RefSeq and is a predicted model, not a curated record.